Annulohypoxylon truncatum is the source of this 3622-nucleotide messenger RNA. Its product is annotated as ARM repeat-containing protein. Gene Ontology annotation, cellular component: cytosol; nuclear envelope. The coding region runs from base 188 to 3256 and encodes 1022 amino acids. The record is from RefSeq and is a predicted model, not a curated record. NCBI's taxonomy places the organism in Eukaryota, Fungi, Ascomycota, Sordariomycetes, Xylariales, Hypoxylaceae. Gene Ontology annotation, biological process: protein import into nucleus. The transcript has 6 exons. Gene Ontology annotation, molecular function: small GTPase binding.
GACCGCUUUGAGAUACGAAUACGUUUUUAGAUAAAAACACAAACAAUUCCUUGACGAGGCAACAAUCUCGAUCAAGAUCUGAAACGUCUUUUUUUAAUCUUUUUGCGCACGAAAUACCCAACGCAUCUAGGUAAUUUUGGUGACAAUAUAGCUCGACUGGAUCGUGUUUACGAUUCAACGACGGACAAUGGAGGACCAACUCGUCCAGGUCCUGGCCAACACCCAGCUGCCAGCCGAGGGUCCCCGAAAGCAGGCAGAAAUUGAUCUCAAGCACGCAGCCAGCAAUCCCGCAUACCCUCUUUCUCUUGCCAACAUUGCUCGACACUCCUCCAUUGCCACAGAUGUCCGACAGUCUGCACUAUCCGCUUUGCGACUUUUUAUCGAGCGAAACUGGAGCGGCGAGGGCGAUGAUUUCCCCGUGGUUCCUAUCGCAGAUUCUGUGAAGGACCAGAUCCGACCUAUGCUUUUGGACCUCGCCUUGAACUCGGAUGAUAAGAAAAUUAAGACCGCUGCAAGCUAUGCCGUGGGCAAAAUCGCCAAUGUCGACUUUCCCGAUCAAUGGACCGCCCUUUUACCUACCCUUCUCGAAAUCAUCCCGAAUGGCACCGAUAACCAGCUCCACGGAGCCUUGAUCGUCCUCCGCGACUUAGUUGACGAGAGCUUAAGCGAUGACCAAUUCUUCUCCAUGGCUCAAGACAUCGUGAAGGUCGUCUAUGAUGUUGCCAUCAACGAGGGUCGAAAGCCCGCCUUGCGCGCUCUUGCCGUCUCUGUCUUCCGAGGUUGCUUCGAUCUCAUGGAUACUGUCAAGGAGGAACACCUUAAGGAAGUUCAGGGAUUUGCCGAGGAAGCCAUGAAGGGUUGGUUUCCCUUCUUCCACCAGAGCAUGAAGUUGCAGCUCCCCGGCCUAGACUCCCAGGAAGCUUCACAACCCGAGAGCUGGAAUGGCACAAUUGCUCUCAAGCUGCAAGUUGUCAAGUGUCUACUGAAGUUGAAGGUCGUCUUCCCAAGCCUCUUGUUACCCGAGACGCCCCAAUUCUUCCAAGUCGUCUGGGAGGAGCUUAGACUGCUCGCUCCUUCGCAUGAGAAGAUGUACAUUUUGAACGAUUCACAAGGCAGACUUGAGGACUCCGACGGUAUCCCCUACACACUGGAUUUCCUUGUUUUAGAGGAAUUGGAUUUCUUGAAUGGAUGCAUCCGAGCGCCCCCUGUCCGCAAGGAGCUUGAGGCUCAGUUGGCAGCUCACUCGUCCGCUGGUGAAACACCUUGGGUUCUGGAUCUAAUGAUGAUCACUUCCUCAUAUGCUCGCAUCACUCGCGAAGAGGAGGAUUUGUGGGACAUCGAUGUCUCGCUCUAUCUUGCGGAGGAGGCAUCCGUGAGCGCAAAUUACACACCCCGAACUGCUUGUGGAGAUAUCAUGAUCAAGCUUGGCGAAUGGCUGAACCACCAGGUCUUGGAAGGACUCUAUGGAUUCACCAAGGGUGUGUUCUCCGAAGAGGGAGCAUGGAGACGACAGGAAGCCUGUCUCUACUUGCUUAACCAGCUUAUGAAUGACUUCCUCGACUGCAGUAAGGUUGUAACUCCGGAAGUCAGCCAAGCUUACCUGGAGCUUAUCAACUAUGCCAUCAAUCGACCCGAUGAGCCACUACUGCGAGCCCGUGGCUAUCUUGUUGCCGGUGUACUUGCGCAGUUUAACGGAACUGCUGCUGCACUUACGGACAGGACGAUGGAGGCUAUUACGGCAGAAGAUUCCGAACUUGUACAAGUUGCAUGCAUCAAGGCAAUCGAAGGGUUUCUCCGCGGUGGAAACGCUGCCGGAAACCAACAGAUCCAAGCUAAGGUGGUUAAUUCCAUUCAACAAUGGAUGUCGACUAGAGAUAUGGCCGAACUCGAGGAAGCGGAUGAUUUGUUAAUCACGCUUACCGAAACCCUUAGAUCUGCCAUCAACAUUGACAAACGAGUGGCCGUAGUCAACGAUGUGCCUGCUCUGGAUAUGCUGUUUCUCAUUGCCAAACAUGGCUCAACUAAUUGGCAGGUUACGAUGCUUAUUUGCGAGGAGUUUGAAGACAUUGUUAGGACAUUACCAGACCCGGUAUCAUAUCAAGCACUCUGCCAGAAGGUACUCCCUUCGCUCACUGGCGCAUUCAACGUUGCCGAUAUAACUUCGGACAACCCGCUCAUUACGUUUGCCACCGAGCUGAUGGCUUCGCUGACUCAAUAUGCCUCGGAACCUCUGCCCCCUGGCUUCGUAGCGGCCACUUUACCCAAACUAAGCCGUUUGCUCAUGGAGAGCAACGAGGGAGAUAUUUUGCGACCUGGUGCUGAGUCGGUCAAGUAUCUAUUGGCUCAUGAUCACGAACAAGUUCUCAAUUACCAUGAUGAGAACAACAGGAGCGGUCUAGAAGUUUGUCUUCACAUCAUUGACCGUCUCCUUGGCCCUUCCAUCGAAGACAAUGCCGCCUCUGAAGUUGGUGGACUCGCCGCCGAACUGGUCGAAAAGGCAGGACACGAACGACUUGGCCCAUUCCUGCCACAACUCUUGCAGGCUGUAGCUAAUCGGUUGGCAACCGCUGAGGCUGCUCCGUUUAUCCAAUCCCUUAUUCUAGUCUUUGCGCGACUCUCCCUGGUUGGUGCUUCUGAUGUGGUUGAGUUCCUCAGCACAAUUCAGAUCAAUGGUGAUAGUGGUUUGCGAGUUGUCUUAAGCAAGUGGCUCGAAAAUUCAGUCAACUUUGCUGGGUAUGAUGAGAUCAGACAGAACGUAAUCGCACUCUCGAAGCUAUACAGCCUGAACGACGCUCGUGUUACUCAGACCUUGGUGCGAGGAGAUCUCAUCAUGCCGACUAGUGAUAGAAUCAUGACGCGCUCUCGUUCUAAGCAAACUCCGGACCAGUACACUAUCGUUGCUGCCCCUCUCAAGAUCCUGAAGGUUCUCAUUGAAGAACUUCUUUCAGCUUCAGGAGUGGGUGGCGCUGCCAACGCAGCAGCUGCGGCCGCUGCUGAGUUUGCCGAUGACAAUGACGACGAUGGCUGGGAGGACGACCCGGACACGAUUGAUCUUAACCUUGGCAGCGUUAAGAAUGACCUGAUGGGAUUCUUGGAGGCGAGUAACAUGCGCUCCCGAGAUGAUGAGACCCAGGCCUAUCUCACAGAAUUCUUCCUGCGAGCGGCGCACGAGAACAUCGCCGGCUUCCAGGAUUGGUACAACCAGCUUUCGGAGAACGAGAAAGCGAAGCUACAGGAGAUAUCCCCGGCGCAAUAAUUGCUUGGUUUCACAGCUGGGCAAUGGCAAUAUGGGUGGACCACUGCCGGGGAAAGUGGGAAGCAUUGCGAGUGAUUUGAGCAACUACGUGGUGGACAGUUACAAUAUGUUCACCUGAAGGGAUGGAGCUCUCACCGGGACUUUCAUACCGGGAGUUGCGAGGAGUUAAUGCCUUGAUAAUGAUGGAUAGUAGUUGCGCGGGAGGUGGGAGGUUGUCUGCGCGUUGAUUCCGAGUGAGCAAGCACUGGAUCAUGCUAUAGUAGUCGUCUGGCUUAGGCAAUGUCGAUAGUCAGGGGGCGAAGCGCCACCAAUGAGAUGGCUAAUUAAAAAAAAUCGAUGAUUUUCAAUCAUGGCCUUUUUCUAAAA